Linum tenue is the source of this 222-nucleotide messenger RNA. NCBI's taxonomy places the organism in Eukaryota, Viridiplantae, Streptophyta, Magnoliopsida, Malpighiales, Linaceae. The record is from the annotation of a GenBank genome assembly.
AUGGUGGAAUACUUGUUUGGCAAUUUGGAGCAGCGGCAGCGGGGAACUAUGUCAUUUGGUUGCUUCAUCUGCUCCCUUGAUCCGGGCUUGAAUCAGUUUGAGGCCAGCAGGGCAGCUCAGUUUAAUGCUCAUUGCUCAGUAUGUGGGAAAUGUGGUCAGAUUUUCCGGUGUAAGGGUGCCAGCUGGUCAGGUUGUUGGAGUUCUAGUUUACCCAGGGAUUAA